Molecule: messenger RNA, 819 nt
Organism: Neurospora tetraspora
Lineage: Eukaryota; Fungi; Ascomycota; Sordariomycetes; Sordariales; Sordariaceae
Exons: 2
Coding region: 1-819 (272 amino acids)
Source: RefSeq, a predicted model, not a curated record
AUGAGGGUCCCUCUCUUCCUCACGCUCUCGUACCUCAUCGUGGCCGUCUGGGCUGGAGGCUAUGCAGGUUGUCUCGAACGCAUCUGGCUCUAUCAGGCCUACUUGAUCGAUGAGCUCAACGACGAGGCCGACCGGACAGUCGGCUACAAGUGCAAAAAGUGGGAUUACUCCAGCCACGUGUGCAAGAACAACGAAUGGGAGGCGUGCAACCCGAAGAGAAAGGGCGAAACACGUUGCCAGUUUGGUGACCUCGUCGUUAGCACCGGAAAAACCGACGGCAAAAAGACCGACUGGGAAGUCAAAAACGCCGAUGGUAAAACGAUGAAUGUCGAAGAAACUGCCAAGCAAUGCCUUUCCAGGUAUACGGAUAAAACAAAGUAUAAGAACGCUUACGGCAGCGUCUUUAACUUUCCGGGCCACACCGCCCUCAAGGGCGCAGGCGAGGAAUUCAACGACUACAUCAAGAAGCUCGGAGAUGCAGUCACCAAGACCGCGCAGUCGAAGAAGACCGCCGCGAAUAAGAACCGAUUCGACGACUUUGACGCCAUCACGGAGAAAAUCCUUACUGCCCGUGCGGGAGACCAUGGCAAGUUUGCCGUGCCGGCGGCGGAAAAGGAGCUGGGAGCCAGCAACGUGGAGACGAAACUCCGAGCCAGCGGUAACCCUACUCUCUCCAAGCAGAUAUCGGAUUAUUACGACAGGAUGUACGGUACAAACGCAAAGAACUCUAAAAUUAGCGACGAGAAAAAGGCCUAUGAUCAUGGUGAGGUUGUCAAUACGUACAAGCAGGUGCAGGCCGAUCUUGCCAAAUGUACUUAG